CUCAGCAUCACAAAGAGGGCUUCAUCUUUUGGGUUGGAUAGUGCAGCUUGAUACCUAGUCUGGACCCAAUUUUUGGAUUGUGAUUACUGUUCACUAUUUGCUGUAGUGGGCUGAUUACUCCAUAUUGACGUGGGCUCCUAGUUUUGAUUAUAGGCAGGCAGCCAUGGAAACUGUGGGUGAAGUCUGAAGAACCCCCCCAAAAUGGGAAGGAUUGAAGUAAUAAAAAUGAUGGUGUCAGUAUUUGUUUUCUUUAAAACUGAAUUUUGGGACUUUGGUUCCUAGAAGCUUUUUGAAUGAGUGAAUUUGGUUUCAAGAGAUGGGGCUGCUGCAAUUACAUGGUCAGAGGAAGGUGAUAGGUUGGCAGACAUUGAUUGGUCGCUGUACAAUUUCCUGUUUCUCCGUUUUGAUCACUCAGUCCGCUCUCUUUCUGGUUCCUCUCUUCUUCGCAGCCUCCCCAAUCCUCAUUCAGCUCACAAUCUCAGCUUUAGUUUUUCUGGCAGUCGUGGGAUUUGGGGGGUGGUGUAGGCGUCUUCAUGGAUUCCAUGCAUCAGCUCCAGCUUUUGUUUUCUUCAAUAUAUUUUUUUUCUGGGGUGUUUAUAUUGCUAUUGUUCGACAAGCAAUUUCACGUUUUGUGGACAUUGUGUUGAAUAUAGAGAUGAUCAUGCUCAUCAUUGGUCUAUUUAGGAUCAUGGUAAAGGAUCCUGGUUUUGUGGCACAGGAGUCUGUUUGUUUGGACAAACUCGAUGAAAGUUCUGUUCUUGGUGUUCAAACUAACAAUGAGAGCUCUCUUUUGCAAAUGAGAGUAAGAUACUGCAAGAGCUGCAAGACAUAUGUACAGGGGUUUGACCACCACUGCCCUGCUUUUGGGAACUGUAUCGGUCAGAAGAAUUAUGUCUUCUUCAUGGUUCUUCUUGUUGGAUUUAUUACUACUGAAACUUUUUACGCUGUUUGCUCAUCCCAGUUCGCCACAAAAUUUCCAGUUUUGGAAGGAAAUAUGUUGGAGACUAACCCCAUCUCAGUAAUUGCAAGGAGCACAUUGCUAUUUUCUCUUCUGCAAGUACUAUGGCAGGGGCUGUUUCUGAUCUGGCAUGUCUAUUGCAUAUGUUUCAAUAUCAGAACUGAAGAGUGGGUAAACUGGAAGAAGUAUCCAGAGUUCCAACUUAAUGCUUCAUCCUUACCAGGAGAGAAUUAUCAUGAGUUGAGGUUUACAAAUCCGUAUGAUAAAGGAAUCCUGCAAAAUGUCAAGGAGUUUUUAACAUUGAAAUGAUAGCAGUGUUACUGCCCAUCUUUCUCUUGGACCUUCCUAGCUGUUUGUCCCUUUCAUGCUUAGCAGCUGCUUUGUCUUUGGGGACAGUUCUUGCAUGCAUGUACAAAAUUUCGGUAUUUGGUUUGACAGCAAGUGCCUUAAAGAGGUUGAUUAGGGGUCAUUGAUGCUUGAAUAUGUGCUUGGAUAUCUACUCACCUGAAGGACCAACUUGGUCGAUGUUAGAAUACAAAACUGAAGCAUUCUCCUUUAGAUAUCAAA
This is a messenger RNA of Theobroma cacao (cacao), 1525 nucleotides long. RefSeq lists its product as uncharacterized. Gene Ontology annotation, molecular function: protein-cysteine S-palmitoyltransferase activity. Gene Ontology annotation, cellular component: Golgi apparatus; endoplasmic reticulum. NCBI's taxonomy places the organism in Eukaryota, Viridiplantae, Streptophyta, Magnoliopsida, Malvales, Malvaceae. Gene Ontology annotation, biological process: peptidyl-L-cysteine S-palmitoylation; protein targeting to membrane. The record is from RefSeq and is a predicted model, not a curated record.